Molecule: messenger RNA, 2708 nt
Organism: Carcharodon carcharias (great white shark)
Lineage: Eukaryota; Metazoa; Chordata; Chondrichthyes; Lamniformes; Lamnidae
Gene: ccna2
Product: cyclin A2
Exons: 8
Coding region: 196-1482 (428 amino acids)
Biological process (GO): mitotic cell cycle phase transition; regulation of cyclin-dependent protein serine/threonine kinase activity
Cellular component (GO): cytoplasm; nucleus; cyclin A2-CDK2 complex
Molecular function (GO): cyclin-dependent protein serine/threonine kinase regulator activity
Source: RefSeq, a predicted model, not a curated record
AGGGCCUUUCCUUCCUCAACCAGCGGGGGCCUGGGCUCAGCCAGAGGGGAGGAUACACAUCUCCGAGCCGCCAGCCUGUUUAGCUCCAUCCCGAUUUUAACCUGACGGGGGUGUAUUUUACUUUUUACAAAUAUAUAUAUUUUUAUUUUUAAAAUCUGAUUUUAUUUUCCCUUCUUAACAUCCCCCGAGCUCGAGAUGUUUCGGGCUUCUCGCAACGAUGCUUCCAAGGACUGGGAAAACGUGUUGCCCUCGGGCAUGAAAGCCGCCAACUGGGAGGACCAGGAGCCGGGAGGUCGGGAGCGGAGUGCCGGCAGAACCGCCACCCCCAUGGGCGGCAGGAAGGCGCUCGGAGUGCUGCAGAACAACCAGGCUUUACAGCCCCAUCACAAGUCCGUUUCAACAUCAGGAUUUAUCUGCAGCAAUGAAAACUCUGGUCCAUUACCAGCAGGAAAAGCACCAACAAAACCAUCAUUCACUAUCCACGUAGAUGAGCCUGAUGGUGCUUCACGGCGAAGUACAAGCAGUAAUGCAGGAAAUGCUGCAAGUCUGACACUAAAUUCAACUGUACUGUCACUUGGAAAUUGCAAGCCUUUGGCUACCAUUGAGUGUGCUGCAAAUGUUAGUUUUGAUUCCCCGAUGGUGCUGGACAUGUCAAUAUCUUCAGAUGAAGAAAAACGAGUAAAUGCUAAUGCUUUACCUGAAUAUGCAGAUGAUAUUCACAAAUACCUUAGAGAAAUGGAGCUGAAAUGCAGACCCAAAGCAGGGUACAUGAAGAAACAGCCUGAUAUAACCAACAGUAUGAGGGCUAUCCUUGUUGAUUGGCUGGUGGAAGUUGGUGAAGAAUACAAAUUGCAGAAUGAAACAUUGUAUCUUGCUGUAAACUACAUUGACAGAUUCUUGUCAUCCAUGUCAGUCCUCCGAGGGAAACUCCAGCUUGUAGGAACUGCUGCCAUGCUGUUGGCAUCAAAAUUUGAAGAGAUAUAUCCCCCUGAGGUUGUUGAAUUUGUAUACAUAACUGAUGACACCUACACAAAGAAGCAGGUUCUACGGAUGGAACAUCUCAUUCUUAAAGUUUUGUCGUUUGACUUGGCAGCACCAACAAUAAACCAAUUCCUUAAUCAAUAUGUUGGGCGUGAGAAAGCCAGCAGUAAAGUUGAGAGCUUAUCCAUGUACCUGGCAGAACUCAGUUUGAUUGAUUCUGAAACAUUCCUGAAAUAUCUACCUUCUGUCCUUGCUGCAUCUGCCUUUUGUUUGGCCAACUAUACAAUAUCACGAACUAGCUGGCCUAGAUCAUUAGCUCAAUUGACAGGAUAUGUCUUAGAAAGCUUAAUGCCUUGUGUGACAGAUCUUUACCAAAACUACCUCAAAGCAUCUGAACAUGCACAGCAAGCAGUGCGGGAGAAAUACAAGAGCUCGAAGUAUCAUUGUGUGUCGACCAUUGACCCACCACUCUCGUUGGAGCUGCUGCUUUUAAAACAGUGAUGCUAUCCACCUUGUUUAGUGUAUAUAUUGCAAACAUUUGUAGAACCUGAAAACUAUUUUUGUACAGCUCAGUAUUUUUGAAGCGAAAUGUGGACUUUGACCAACUUGCCACUACAACUUCUAGCACUGGAUAACUGCAAUCUACACCAAUAGUAAUUUGCUGACUUUUGUGGGAUAUUACAAGCAACAGUUGAAGUAUGUUUACUUGUACAUUUUUAUGAAUUAUGAACUUAUGUGCAAUCCCAUUGUAUACAACUUUUAUAUUUAGAGCUAAAAUAACCAAGCCCAAAUUAACCAAUAGGAUAAGUUUUGUUAAUUCACUUGGGAAACUAUGUGCGGACAAUUUUUUUAUCGCAAGUAGAAUAUUAGGUAUCUUGGAAGAAUGCCAAUGUAUGAUUUUCAAAUAAUCCUGACUGGCUUCUUUCAAGCGAUGUUAGUUGAACAAAGAUGUUAAUUAAAAAUGCCAAGUGGGUUAAAUAUGGCCAGUCUGACCCAGUGCACUAAUUUGGUAUGGUAAAUACCAGUGCCUCUACUAUUUGAGUGGGAAAAGCUUGCAAAUGUGGAUUAUAAUGACUGCAAUCUAGGCCUGUUGGGAUAUGCUCAAUAUUAUGUCAAAAAACAUUGAACACAAUAUAGUUAAACCAAGCAUUUGGCAUACUCUAGUUGAGGAUUAGCUACUUUAGCUUAUGAUGUCCAAUUCCAUUGAUUCCAAUUCCAUUGAUGCCAUUUCCCUGUUGCUUGUCAAUUGGGACUAAAGUUCAAGAAGUACUAUCAGUCGUGAAUAGGUAAAUGUUUUGUGGUUCGUAAGGACCCUGUUCUUGGUUAGAAAACCGCCUUUAUCAGAAAUUUGGCUCUUUUUUGAAUAAGGAAAGUGAAUAUGCUCAACAUUGCAUCAACUUUUCAUCUUUUUCUUGCAUUUUCUUCACUCAUCUCUUUUAAAGCUUAACCUAUUGGCCUUUUUGGAUGGGGCACAUGGCAGGAAAAGGAAUUUUUCAUUUAUAAUUGGACAAUCAAUACAUGAACACUGACUUGUGCGUUUUUUUAAGUGAAUCCUCAACUCUCCUUUUGGUUGCACUAAACUUGUAAACCAUCUCAUUUUGUGCCUGAAAACCACAGCAGAACUAGGCAGGGAAAAAUCAAGCCCGUUACCAUGUCUAUUUGAAUGGCUUCCAAUGUAAAUUAUGGAACAUGUAACAAAUUUACAAAUAAACAUGCAUUAGAUCAAA